This is a messenger RNA of Symbiodinium sp. CCMP2592, 819 nucleotides long. The record is from the annotation of a GenBank genome assembly. NCBI's taxonomy places the organism in Eukaryota, Dinophyceae, Suessiales, Symbiodiniaceae.
AUGCCCUUCGCCACGCGCGAUGGUGUGAAGAUCUACUACGAGGAUUCAGGCGGCUCAGGCCCAGUGCUUUUCAUGACGCACGGCUUCAGCGGGACAGGUGAGACCUGGGACGCACAGCUGGAACUGUCAAACGAGUUCCGCAUCAUUCGUUGGGAUAUGCGAGGUCACGGCCGGUCAGACAGUCCAGACGCGGCGGAGUUGUACAGCAAGCAGCACCAGCUUCAGGACAUGGAGAGCGUCCUGGACGACUGUGGCGUGGCAUCUGCCACGUUCGUCGGGCAUUCGAUGGGGGGCUUCGACUCGCUCCUUUUUCUGCUCAGCAGCCCAAGCCGUGCCGCACGGGUGCAGGCCUUGGUGCUGAUCAGCACCGGGCCAGGAUUUGCGAAGGCCGAGUCGCGGCAGCGCUGGAACAGCCGCGCCGAGGUUCUGGCCGCCGACUUCGCUGUGAAGGGCCGAAGCGCGUUGCCGAAGGCGGAUCGGGGCAAGAGCCACAGCGACCGCGGCGUACAAGUGGGCCUGGCGAACUCGGCCAAGUACAUCUUCGCUCAACUGGAGGAGGACCCACUGCUCAGCACGAUGCCUCACGGUGCGGCGAGUGUCGCCCUGAGAUUGGAUGAGGUCAAAGUGCCGACCCUUGUUCUGGUGGGAGAGCAGGACAAGUCCUUCCAUGCUGCCGCACAGAUGAUGGCAAAGAAGGUCGCCGGCGCAAAGCUUGUUCUAAUCCCCGGCGGAGGGCACAUGGUGCAAGAAAGUCACGGAGCCGCCGUCACUGCAGCUCUGCGCCAGUUCUGCGCCCUCCGGCAGCCGUCAAAGCUCUGA